AACCUACAAUAAACGCAGUAGAAACUCAAAUACAAAUAAAUAAAAUUAAUAUAUGAAGUCAAAUCGUAGCGACGACUCUACGUAUUCCUUAUUCAUUUUUAAAUAACUUUGUAUACAUUAGUACAAUUUAUUAGUUGAACAUCACUCAACAAGUAUAAACGGCUAAAAUGCACCUGAUCCUGAUUUUAGCAACAGCUGCAAUCAUACAAGCAGCAGUCAUUAAGGAAGAUGAGGUUAAGCCGUGUGAUGGAAUCAUAAUAGACAAUGUAUACCAUGAAAUCGAAGAACUUAAAAAAGAUAUCGAUCGACCAUACUCACUAGCUGUAGCUUACAGCACCAACAGGGUUUAUUUCAGCUACAGUCUGAAUAAAGACGACGAUGUAUUCAAAACUGCGUAUGUUAAUUUAAAUACAAAAGAAUUUGCUCAUAUAGAAGGUGUUAAUAACGGCUUCGCUCAAGCAGUUGAUCAGACGAACCACGACGUUUAUAUAGGUGGAAGUGAUGGUAUAUACAAAUAUAAUCACAAAAAAAAAUCAGCUGAAUUUUUAGGUGUACGAGAUGCAGAUGUUUGGCACAUAUUCUUCAAGGAUGUGCUGUAUUAUUCAGUGUUUCCUUCACAAUUCUUAUUUACUUACAUUAACGGCCAAUCAGUUAGAUACAGAGACUUAGAAGAUACCAAGGUCGAUCAGUUUAUUAUUGACAAUGAAGAUGUUAUAUUUUUUACUAAUACAACUGGAUUAUUUAGUCAAAUGAAAGGAACGAAAGAAGCAACUUUGUAUCACGAAUUUAGUGAUGUAGGUGUGAGAGGACUGGCCACGGACAUCAACGGGGACGUGUUUGUGUGUCUUCCCGAUGGCAUUUAUAAAGUUGAUAAAUCUGACGUUUCGUUGAGGAAAAUGUUAGCAAUUGAUGACGUUUUCGGUUUGGCAUUUGAUAAUGACAAUAAUAUAGUUUACUCGGAUGCCACUAAAUUGAUUCGACUCAAACCUAAUAAGGAUAAGACUUGUUAA
Vanessa tameamea is the source of this 1010-nucleotide messenger RNA. Its product is annotated as ommochrome-binding protein-like. The transcript has 2 exons. The record is from RefSeq and is a predicted model, not a curated record. Gene Ontology annotation, molecular function: protein binding. NCBI's taxonomy places the organism in Eukaryota, Metazoa, Arthropoda, Insecta, Lepidoptera, Nymphalidae. Bases 168 to 1010 code for a protein of 280 amino acids.